AUGGAUGAAAGUAUUCAACUUCCAAAAUUGAAUGUAUCAUAUAAACCACAAAAGAUUUCACCAAAGUUUGAAGGAACUGUUCAAGAGUUAUUAGAACAAAAAAUUAAAACAAUGUUCUCUCAUCCACAAUUUAAUACUGAUGUUAUUAAACCAUUAAAUAUCCAACCAUUAUUAAGUCAUAAAUUAAAAACACUUUCAGGAGGAGAAUUACAACGAGUUGCUUUAGUAUUAUGUUUAGGAAAACCAGCAGAUGUUUAUUUAAUUGAUGAACCAUCAGCAUAUCUUGAUUCCGAACAAAGAAUAGUUGCAUCUAAAGUUAUUAAACGAUUUAUUCUUCAUUCUAAAAAGACUGCAUUUAUUGUAGAACAUGAUUUUAUUAUGGCUACUUAUCUUGCUGAUAAAGUUGUUGUAUAUGAAGGUAAACCAGCAGAAGAAUGUAUUGCAAAUCCACCAGUUAAUAUGGUUGAUGGAAUGAACACAUUUUUGAAAUCACUGAAUAUUACAUUCAGAAGAGAUCCAGACAAUUACAGACCAAGAAUUAAUAAAGAAAAUUCACAAAAAGAUCAAGAACAAAAGAGAGAAGGAAAAUAUUUCCACACAGAAUUAGAUUAA
Molecule: messenger RNA, 612 nt
Organism: Entamoeba histolytica HM-1:IMSS
Lineage: Eukaryota; Evosea; Mastigamoebida; Endamoebidae
Product: ATP-binding cassette sub-family E member 1, putative
Exons: 1
Coding region: 1-612 (203 amino acids)
Biological process (GO): translational termination; translational initiation; ribosomal subunit export from nucleus
Molecular function (GO): iron ion binding; ribosomal small subunit binding; ATP binding
Source: RefSeq, a predicted model, not a curated record